CGCAGUGCGAUCAAAGAUGUGUGCUCUCGCUUCGGACGUCGACAUGGCUUCUCGUCAUGUAGCAAAGUUUCCUCCCAGUAUUUGGGGGGAUCGUUUCCUGGAAUGUUUGAAGAAUCCAGUGGUAACAGACACCACGUUUCCGCAAUUCAUAGAACUAAAAGAAGAAAUGAGGAGGGUGCUUAGGGAACCCAACCACAACCCUUUGCAAAAGCUAAACUUGAUUGAUGCGAUGCAGAGGUUGGGCGUCUCUUACCAUUUUGAGAAAGAGAUAAAAGAAGAGUUGAAGCAAAUGUACGAUGAAUGGGAUGACAAAGACAAUGAUCUCUAUAUUGUUGCUCUUCUAUUUCGUCUCCUAAGACAAGAUGGCUAUCGAAUCUCUUGUGAUGUGUUUACCAAGUUCAUGGAUGAGAAAGGCAGCUUGAAAAUAUCACAUAGUGACGAUGUGCAUGGCAUGCUGAGUUUGUAUGAGGCAUCGUUUCUCAAAGUAAAUGGAGAAGAAUUGCUUGAUAAAGCCAUGAUUGUGGCAUCCACUCACCUUCGUCACUGGGUGGCAAGUCAAGUUAGCCCCAGUCUCCUUUUCGAACAAGUAAUUCAUGCCCUAGCUAGGCCAAUUCGCAAGGCCUUGCCAAGGAUUAAUGUAAGACAUUAUAUAUCGAUUUACAAGAGAAGAGAUGAUUUUUCUUCGCAUAAUGCAAAACUCCUCAUCAAGUUCGCGAAGUUGGAUUUCAAUAUGCUACAAACACUGCAUCAACGAGAGAUAAACGACAUCAUAAAGUGGUGGAGGGCACUAGACACUGAAACAAAACUUCCUUAUGCCAGAGAUCGAGUAGUGGAGUGUUACUUCUGGAUAUUGGGAGUAUACUUUGAACCCCAGUAUUCCCUUGGAAGAAGAUUGCUCACCAAGGUGACUACAUUAGUAUCCGUCAUUGAUGACACUUAUGAUGCUUAUGGCACAAUACAAGAACUCAAGCUCUUUACCAAAGCCAUUCAAAGGUGGGAUACAAGUACAUUAGAAUCACUUCCAGAGUACAUGAAAGUACUUUACCAAGCAAUCUUAGAUGUUUACACAGAAAUUGAGGAGGAGACUACAAAAGAAGGAAAACCCUACUGCGUACACUAUUCAAAAGAAGCUAUGAAAAAACUUUGUAGUGCCUAUCAUGUUGAGGCGGAGUGGUGUCACAACGGUUAUGUCCCCACAAUUGAAGAGUACCUGAAGGUUGCAGCAGUGAGUUGCGCCUACCCAUUGAUCGCAACAAUUAGCUUGAUUGGCAUGGGGGAGUUUGGGACGAAGGAAGCAUUCAAUUGGCUGUCAGAAGAUCCUUUGGUUCUUACAGAAUCAUCGCUUCUCUGCAGGCUCAUGGAUGAUAUCACGAGCCACAAAUUUGAGCAGGAGAGGGAACAUGUAGCCUCAGCAGUGGAGUGUUACGUGAGCCAACAUGGGGUUUCAGAAGAAGAAGCAAUAGAUGAAUUGAGAAAACGAGUUUCCAAUUCAUGGAACAUCAUAAACGAGGAGUUACUCAAACCAACUGCAGUCACUUCGAUUGCUCUCCUGACUAGAUUUCUAAACCUGGCUCGAGUCAUGGAUCUCAUAUACCAAGAGGAGGAUGGUUACACAAAUGCUCAUCUUCUGCGAGACUAUGUGACCUCUCUUAUAAUCGAGCCCAUUAUCAUGUGAGCAGAAUGGGCGUUAAUAAUAAUGUGUAAUAUUAAUCUGUACUUUCCAUAUGGGACAACUAAUAAUGUGUUCCAUAUUUCUACUCCAGUCGCUAAUGUGUGGUACCUGUAUUACAAUAAGGUUUUUCUUUCUAUAUAUAAUAAAUAAAGCAACAAUAUCAUUAUGCAUGUCGUCAUAAACUAGUGUAUUAAUUAGUCAUGCAGUUUAUGGAGGCACGAACUUGUGGAAUAGAAACAAUGGGACUAA
Messenger RNA from Diospyros lotus (date-plum), 1921 nucleotides. RefSeq names its product (-)-germacrene D synthase-like. Gene Ontology annotation, biological process: diterpenoid biosynthetic process. The record is from RefSeq and is a predicted model, not a curated record. Gene Ontology annotation, molecular function: terpene synthase activity; magnesium ion binding. The transcript is spliced from 7 exons. The coding region runs from base 17 to 1675 and encodes 552 amino acids. Lineage: Eukaryota; Viridiplantae; Streptophyta; Magnoliopsida; Ericales; Ebenaceae.